This is a messenger RNA of Lolium perenne, 945 nucleotides long. The record is from RefSeq and is a predicted model, not a curated record. Lineage: Eukaryota; Viridiplantae; Streptophyta; Magnoliopsida; Poales; Poaceae.
GCGGCACCGCCGCCGCCAUCUGCCUCGCUCGCGCGGGAAAAUUCCCCCGUCUCCCCGCCACUUCGCUCCACAAUCCAAGCACCAUCCCGACGAGAUCUGCCAUACCCGGAGCACUAACCAUGGCUACCGCCGCCGCCGACGAGCACGCCGAGGCGAUGGAACAAGUUGGAGGGGAGGAGCGGGCGGCGGAGGCCGUCGAGGCGAUGGAGCAAGUUGAAGAGGAGGAGCGAGCGGAGGCCGACGCGGAGGCCCCAGCGGAGGAGGGGGCAGCGGCCAGCGAUGAAGCGCACAUAGAGGCAAUGGAGCAAGUUGAAGAGGAGGCCCAAGCGGAGGCAGAGGAGGAGGUCCAAGCGGAGGCAGAGGAGGAGGAGGAGGUCCAAGCGGAGGCAGAGGAGGAGGUCCAAGCGGAGGCAGAGGAGGAGGCGGAAGUGCUGAGCACGGUGCUCCCGCUGGGGAGGGUGAAGAAGAUCAUGCGGCUGGACCGCGACAUCAAGAAGGUGACCGCCGAGGCGUCGCUGCUCAUCGCCGCGGCCACCGAGCUCUUCCUCGGCUCCCUCGCCGCCGGCGCCCACACGGCCGCCACCCAGCGUGGUCGGCGGGGGUUGCGCGCCGCGGACGUCCGGGCCGCCGCCCGCGCGCACCGCCCCACUGCCGACUUCCUCCUCGACUGCCUCUCCACCGCCGAGGAGGCGCCUCGCGCCGCCCGCUCCGGAUCUGAUGCCGCCGCCCCAGCAGCAGCACCCAAGCCGCUGCCGCGUGGGACCCGCCGCAUCGACGGAUUCUUCCAGAAGGUCACCUAGAUUUGCGUGCCUCUCUCCAUCUGUACUCAUGAACUGCUUGUCUAAGCUGUUAGAUGUACUCCUGUCCUACCUGCCAUCUGAUGAAAUUGGAACCUAUGCAUUCUAUCAAAUCAAAAUUAUGCAAUUAUCUUUGCCCAUUUCCUCA